Molecule: messenger RNA, 2648 nt
Organism: Nicrophorus vespilloides
Lineage: Eukaryota; Metazoa; Arthropoda; Insecta; Coleoptera; Silphidae
Gene: Cyp18a1
Product: cytochrome P450 18a1
Exons: 5
Coding region: 287-1873 (528 amino acids)
Biological process (GO): xenobiotic metabolic process
Cellular component (GO): cytoplasm; intracellular membrane-bounded organelle
Molecular function (GO): heme binding; iron ion binding; oxidoreductase activity, acting on paired donors, with incorporation or reduction of molecular oxygen, reduced flavin or flavoprotein as one donor, and incorporation of one atom of oxygen
Source: RefSeq, a predicted model, not a curated record
GAACCACUAGUAUAUAUAUGCUCUCGCAUUGUAUGCAUGUGUAUUUAAAUAUAUAGAAAUAUAUAUUAUUUUAUUGGUAGAUGUACGUUGUACAUGUGAAUAUAUUUUAUAAUAAAAUAUAUACAUAGAAAAUAAUCGUCUUCUCCGAUAGACUGAGAAGUCCAGAAGACUAAAUACUCACUUGCUGCUCGUGCGUUUCUUCGAUUCAGUGCGACGAGUGUAGAAUAUUACAAGAAAAUAAUAUAAUUAAAUAAAUACAAGCAGUCACCAUCAAAACUAAAUCAAAAUGUUCGUGUACGGCUUCUUGUGGCUAUGGAGUGUUAUUACGCGGGAAGUGUCCUCCAACGUUCUGUUGGUCUUCGUGUCGGUGCUGAUGAUCGUACGAAUCCUGCAGAUCCUAUCGGAAGAGAAGAAACUCCCGCCGGGUCCUUGGGGUCUUCCCAUUAUAGGCUCGAUGCCCUUUCUCAAGGGCGAUCUGCACCUGUACUAUAGAGACCUGGCCCACAAGUACGGCACACUUUUCUCGAUGAGGAUAGGUUCGCAGCUGAUGGUUGUCCUGAGCGACUACAAGAUGAUCCGCGAUACCUUCCGCAAGGAGGAAUUCACCGGAAGACCAGUCACCGAGUUCACCAAAAUCCUUGGCGGAUACGGCGUGAUUAACACCGAAGGUAAACUGUGGAAGGACCAGAGGCGCUUCCUGCACGACAGAUUGCGCAACCUCGGCAUGACUUACAUCGGCUCGAAGAAGGCGCAGAUGGAGAGCCGCAUCACGCGUGAAGUCGAAGAGUUAAUAAUCGUGAUGAGAGCACAGAAUGGCGCUUCCACUGAUAUCAACUCCUUCUUCGCCAUCUCCAUCUCAAACGUUAUCUGCGACAUCCUCAUGUCCGUCCGCUUCUCUCACAACGACACCCGCUUCCAACGCUACAUGGAACUCAUCGACGAAGGCUUCAAACUGUUCGGAUCCAUGAGCCCCGCCCUCUUUAUCCCCGUCCUCAAAUACUUGCCCGGUCUGAGGAAAACUCGCCAGAAGAUCGAAGGGAACCGUAAAGAGAUGGCUACUUUCCUACAAAUGACCAUUGACGAGCACAGGCGCACCUUCGAUCCUAGUCACUUGCGCGAUGUUGUCGACACUUAUCUCUUGGAGAUCCAAAAGGCUAACGAGGAAGGCGUCGGUCAUCAAUUAUUCGAGGGUCGCGAUCACGAUCGUCAAAUGCAACAAAUCAUGGGCGACCUCUUCUCGGCCGGCAUGGAAACCAUUAAGUCAUCCCUCCAAUGGGGCGUCCUCUUCAUGCUCCACCACCCAGAAAAGAUGCGUGCCGUGCAGGAAGAGCUCGACCAGAUCGUCGGCAGAAAACGUCUUCCAAAUCUCGAAGACCUCCCAUACCUCCCCGUCACCGAAUCCACAAUCCUAGAAGUCCUACGCAUAUCCAGCAUCGUCCCCAUGGGAACCACGCACGCUCCAACAAAGGAUCUCAACCUGAACGGCUAUCAUCUUCCGCAAACCGCCCAAGUGGUGCCACUGCUGCACGCCGUCCACAUGGACCCGAAACUGUGGGACGAACCGGAAAAAUUCGACCCAUCCAGGUUCAUCGAUGCCGAAGGCAAGGUCCACAAACCAGAGUUCUUCCUUCCGUUCGGAGUCGGUCGCCGCAUUUGCCUUGGAGAAGUUCUCGCCCGUAUGGAGAUCUUCCUAUUCUUCAGCUCUCUGCUGCACAGCUUCGACCUCACCGUGCCGGAAGGCCAAACCCUUCCCAACCUUAAAGGUAACGCCGGCGUGACGAUAAAUCCGAACCCGUUCAACACGAGCCUGAAACCUAGGCCCUUUGAUUCGGAUCCAAUCACGACGACGAUCCGCACCGCCGGAAGUCACUAAAAAAAACAAAAAACACAACACAAAUCAAACUAACAACACAUACUAAAUAUCAUAUUACUCUUUAUCGCUAUUAUUAUUUCUACAUAUAAUAUUUUCGUUGUUAAUUUAAGAGCACGGUGACUGAAAGAAUGGUUCCUAGCCGAAGGCACUUCUUUUACUUUUACUACAUCCAUAAUAUUAUUACUUUUUAUAUAAAUUCGUAUUAAUGAAUUCGUAAUUAAAUUCGUAGAACUUAAGUCUUCGAUUAAAACAUAAUUUAAAGCAAUUAAAAUAAUCUAUCAAAGAUCUCCGAUCGCAAAAACUCAACCGAGCAGAAGUCGGCUGUGCGUAUAUACAAAGUGUUCAUUAUUGUUUUGUUUUCAUUAGUCUUACGUACUCGAUUAUAAGCAUACAAUUACAAUUAAUAACUAGUCAAGAGUAAAAAAAAAACAAACAAGAAACGUUAAGAAAAAAAAGUACGAGUGAAACCUCCGCCCACUAUAUCAUAAAAUAAUAUAAACGACGAGAAAAGUAGAAGAAAAGGAAACAAAAUAAUAUUGCAUGUUGACAUAUUACUUUACAUAUAUGUUACAAUUACUGUUUUGUUCUUUUUUUUUAUAAUUAACAUUUUUCUGUUACCUAUUUUAAUAUGAACCAGCGUUUAAUUUAGUAGUCUUAAGUAUAGGUCGUCGCGUUUCGAACAACCACCGAAGCGCGGGAAACUCAUUUUUUUUAUAUAUAUUUAUUUCUCUUGUACAUAUUGCUGCUACCCUCAUACCCAACCUGCGAAUGAAAA